Tachysurus fulvidraco (yellow catfish) is the source of this 594-nucleotide messenger RNA. RefSeq names its product octapeptide-repeat protein T2-like. Bases 1 to 594 code for a protein of 197 amino acids. The record is from RefSeq and is a predicted model, not a curated record. NCBI's taxonomy places the organism in Eukaryota, Metazoa, Chordata, Actinopteri, Siluriformes, Bagridae. The transcript has a single exon.
AUGAAGGGAGAAGUAAGUGGGAAGGGAAGAAAAGACGGACGGGAAGAAAGGGGACGGGAAGAAAGGGGACGGGAAGAAAGAGUGGGAAGAAAGAGGGACGGGAAAAAGAGGAGGGGAAGAAAAGAGGACAGGAAGAAGACGGAAGAAAGAGGACGGGAAGAAAGAGGCCGGCAGAAAGAGGCGGGAAGAAAGAGGACGGGAAGAAAGAGGACGUGGAAGAAAGAGGACGGCAGAAAGAGGAAGGGAAGAAGAGGACGUGAAGAAAGAGGACGGCAGAAAGAGGCCGGGAAGAAAGAGGCCGGGAAGAAAGAGGCCGGAAGAAAGAGGACGGGAAGAAAGAGGCCGGGAAGAAAGAGUACGGGAAGAAAGAGGACGGCAGAAAGAGACGGGAAGACAAGAGGACGGGAAGAAAGAGGACGGGAAGAAAGAGGCCGGGAAGAAAGAGGAAGGAAGGAAAGAGGACGGGUAGAAAGAGGACGGGAAGAAAGAGGACGGGAAGAAAGAGGCCGGAAGAAAGAGGAAGGGAAGAAAGAGGACGGGAAGAAAGAGGACGGGAAGAAAGAGGACGGGAAGAAAGAGGCCGGGAAGAAAUAG